UUUGCUGACGCAGUGACGGCGGACCCUCUUCCGGGUCACGCGCGGUGAGCCGGAAGUGAUCGUGCGCGGACACGCUGCGUGCAGUGGUACUCCCGGCGGCUCUGUGAGGCGCUGACGGAGAAGGACCACCGGAGGAGGACGGUUUCAUUAAGAUGAGAGAGUUCUGGCCGGCAGCAGCAGAGAGGAGUGAACUGGCCUUGGAGGAAAGCUAACCCACGAAUGGCCUGCCAGUCUGUCGCUGCAGUCAUGGACGAGCAGGCCCUGCUGGGGCUCAACCCGAACGCCGAUGCCCGCUACAGGCAGAGGGCUAUGGCUUACUUCGAGCAGCUGAAGGAGUCUCAGGACGCUUGGGAGGUUUGUGCUGAGGCUCUCGCCAAAGGGAUUUACAGUGAUGACCACGUCAAAUUCUUCUGCUUCCAAGUACUGGAGCAUCAGAUCAAGUUCAGACAUUGCAGUUUGAGUGCUGUUCAGCAGCAGCUCAUCAGAGAGACUCUGAUGAAGUGGCUCCAGUUUCAGCUGAUGAACACUCAGCCCGAGAAGGCCUUCAUCAGGAACAAGGCAGCACAGGUGUUCGCCCUCACCUUCGUCAUGGAGUACCUGACUCUGUGGCCCAAGUUCUUCUUCGACAUCCUGUCCCUGGUGGGUCUGAACCCCCACGGAGUCGACAUCUACCUGAGGACACUGAUGGCCAUCGACGCCGAGGUGGUGGACAGAGACAUCCUGCACACACCGGAGGAGACUCGCAGGAACACGCUGAUCAAAGACAGCAUGAGGGAGCAGUGCAUCCCCAGCCUGGUGGAGUCCUGGUUCCAGAUCCUGCAGACGUACCAGCAGUCCCACCCCGAGCUCACCUGUCAGUGCUUGGAGGUGGUUGGAGCCUACGUGUCCUGGAUCGACCUCAACCUCAUCGCCAAUGACAGGUUCGUGAACCUGCUGCUGAGCCAGAUGUCCAUGGAGGAGCUGAGGGAGGAGGCCUGCGACUGCCUGUUUGAAAUCGUCAACAAAGGAAUGGAUCCAGUGGACAAAACCAAGCUGGUGGAGUCUCUGUGCCAAGUGCUACAGUCAGCAGGCUUCUUCAACGUGGAGCAGGAGGAGGAUGUGGACUUCCUGGCCAAGUUCUCACGGCUGGUGAACGGCAUGGGUCAGAGUCUGGUGCUGAGCUGGACCAAGCUGGCGAAAACCGGCAACGUGAAGGACGCAGCUGAGACGCUGCAGGCCGUGGAGGCCAAAGUGCCUCUGCUGCUGCAGCUGCUGGUGCACGAGGAUGACGACAUCUCGGCCAACAUCGUCGGCUUCUGCUAUGAGUACCUGCACGUCCUCAAACAGCUUCCUCAGCUGACAGACCAGCAGAAAGCGAACAUCGAGGCCAUUAUGCUCGCUGUAAUGAAAAAACUGACGUACGAUGACGAGUACAACUUUGAGAACGAGGGCGAGGACGAGGCCAUGUUUGUGGAGUACAGGAAGCAGCUGAAGAUGCUUUUGGAUCGACUCGCUCAGGUUUCACCGGAGCUGCUGCUGGAAGCCGUCCGCCGUGUCUUCACCAACACGAUGCAGAACUGGCAGACAGCACCCUUCAUGGAGGUGGAGGUCGCCAUCAGGCUGCUCUACAUGCUGGGUGAGGCCUUACCGGCGGCGCAUGGUGCCCACUUCUCUGGAGACACGGCCAAGACGAGCGCCCUGCAGGACAUGAUGAGGACGCUGGUUUCCUGCGGUGUCAGCAGCUACCAGCACACCUCCGUCGCUCUGGAGUUCUUUGAAACGGUUGUGCGAUACGACAAGUUCUUCAUCGUGGAGCCGCAGCACAUUCCUGGCGUGCUGAUGGCGUUCCUGGACCAGCGAGGCUUGAGACACAACAGCCCGAAGGUCCGCAGCAGGGUGGCCUACCUGUUCUCCAGAUUCAUCAAAACCCUACAUAAACACAUGAAUGCCUUCGUCGAGGACAUCCUGACGAGGAUCCAGGACCUGCUGGAGCUCACUCCACCUGAAAACGGUUUCCCGGCGCUCCUGACCAGCGACGACCAGCUCUUUAUGUUUGAGGCAGCCGGCAUCCUCAUCGUCAACAGCGAGAGCCCUGUGGAGAGGAAGCAGGCACUGAUGAGGAGCCUGCUGACACCGCUGAUGGACGCCUUCCGCCUGCUACUCGCCAAACUCCCCCAGGAGACUGAGGAGGAGCGUCAGACCGCCCUCGCCGACUGCCUGAGUCACGCCGUCGGCUUUGCCAGCCGGACCAGCAAAGCGUUCAGCAACAAGCAGACAGUGAAGCAGUGUGGCUGCACCGAGGUGUACCGGGACUGCCUGCAGGCCUUCCUGCCUGCACUCAGCUGCCCCGUGCAACGGAGUGUGCUGCGCAGCUCCGUGCGCUCCUUCCUGCACCGCAUGAUCAUCUGCAUGGAGGAGGAGGUGCUGCCCUUCGUCCCCGCCGCCUCAGAGCACAUGCUGAAGGACUGUGAGGCCAAAGACCUGCAGGAGUUUAUUCCGCUCAUCAGCCAGAUCACCGCCAAGUUUAAGCGGCAGGUGUCUCCCUUCCUGCAGCAGAUCUUCAUGCCCCUCGUCCUUGCCAUCUUCGAGGUUCUGGCACGCCCGGCGGAAGAGAACGACCAGACAGCGGCACUGGAGAAGCAGAUGCUGAGGAGGAGUUACUUCAGCUUCAUCCAGACCAUCGCAGGAAGUGGGAUGAACGAGGUGAUGGCCAAUCAGGGGGCGGAGAACAUGGAGCGCAUCGUGUUCACCAUCAUUCAGGGCGCUGUCGACUUCCCUGACCCCAUCGCGCAGAAGACCUGCUUCAUCAUCCUCACCAAGCUGGUGGAGCUGUGGGGAGGUAAAGACGGCAUAGUGGGCUUCCCCGACUUCAUCUACAAACACAUCGUCCCAGCCUGUUUUCUGGCUCCCCUCAAACCGACCUUUGACCUCUCAGAUGCACAGACGGUCCUGGUGCUGUCGGAGUGCGCUCUCACACUGAAGAUGAUUCAUCUCAAACGGGGACUCGAAUUCAUCCACUUCCUGCAGCAGGAGUACCUGCCCUCGCUCCAGGUGGCCCCGGAAAUUUCACAGGAGCUCUGCCAGGUUCUCCAGCAGCCUGACGUCAAAGUCCUGAAAAACUACAUUAAGGCGUUCUUCCAGCGAGGAAAACUGUAGGGAAAAAAACUGGAAGUUCACUGGGACUGAAGGACUCUUCACAGGAAGUGGUCAUACUGACACUCAACAAUUGAAAAAUACAGGACCUUAGCAUAAGCGCUGCUCUUGCACUUAGAAUUAAAUGCAUAACGAAGCCCAGCUUGUCUAAGUCGGGGACGCGGAGCGAAGCCUGGUGAAACCCCUCCCUCUGAGAUCAGCUGCUGAUGUGCAGGAGCGCCACGUCUGCUCAGAAACGUGGAGAACUUUGUGGACGCCAUGAGGAAAGGGCUUUUUUUUUUUUCUUCUUUUUCUUUUUCAGGAGAGGACGCCUCUUGGGAAAAGAUUGGGUAAUUAUCCUCAGUGACAUUCUAGGUUAGAAGAAUCGAUAGCUUUACACUCACAUUAGAGACCACAUUUCAGAACAGGCUAGACUGAGUUUUCUAAGAAGGAAGAAUAAAAAGGGCUGACGCAUUAUUCUUAUUUAAAAUGUGGCUUUUGUUUUGUUUUGUUUUUGGUUUUUUUAAACAUGCUGAGGAGUGAACGGUUGGUUUUAGGUUUGAAGUGAAACGUUACAGCCCGACUCGAUCUGCAGAUCAAAUAUUAUCUUGUUACCUGAUCAGACAGAGAUCCUCAGCGUGGAUUUUAAAACCGAAGACGUGACGGAAAUAGACACCACAUUUUUGUUUGCUGGAUGUGGCUGACUUUUUUUUUUUUUUUUUUAAAUUUCAGAUGGAAAUGAAAAUGUAAUGGAGGAACAAAGUGUAAAUAAGAGAAUAAGAUGUUAAAAAUGUAAAUAAAAUUCCUAGGUUUAGUUUCUUUUUGGUUUUUAAAUAUUCAUUCCCAUCUGGAAACCAUGUGCGGAGGCCCAUUUAUGCCAGGGGAAAAAAAUGUAAUGUAAAAGUUAAAAUUUCCGAUUUGUGGCAUCAAAAGUUUAAACAAAAAAUUAAAUAUUCGUUCUUAAAAAAUUUUUUGUUUAUAAAUCGAUUGAGUAUUCAUUUAAAUUCACUUUCAGAAUGAACAUUUUUUUCCAGGUAUUUUCUUAUAAAUGCAACUUGAUGAGUAUUAACACAAUUUUGUAUUUGUUUUUUGAAUUAUUUUUUUUUGUUCAACCUUAUGGUGACUCAAUGCGUAAAAAUUUGGUUUCCAUAAUUUCAUAAAAAAGUGAAUAUUUAAACUUACUAUAAAACGUGACUUUAAAAUAAAACUAUAAAUUUCACAGAUGUAACUUUUACACAAAACAUUUGACCCACACUAUUAGUUUUACUGCUUCAAUACAACAAAUCAUGUAAAUUGAGUUAAUCACUACAUGGUUAUAUUUAUUACUGUACUGACUCACAUCUUUUAAAAAAAACAUUUCGUUUGAUAAAUUUAAAAAUUACAAUUUGCAAAAGUUGCAAGUUAUUCUGUUGUGACUUAAAAGCUUGCUGUGGCUUUUUGUUUGGUUUUUUCUCGACCUUAAAGUCACAGUUUUAGGUUGUUUGAAAUUAAAAAUUUAACAGGUGUGAUCUGAAAGUAAACAUAAAUAUGUUUAUUAUUACAAAAGUUUAUCAGGUUAUUAACUGCUUUGAUGUAUUUAGUCAAACAUGAGUGACUUUUUUUGAUUGAGUAAUUAACAUUUUUGAUGCAGUUUCUCAAUAUUUUGAGGUUUGCUGUAUUCAGUUAAGUUGUGAGUUUCUAUGACUUUCAUAGAUUUUAUAUUAUUCAUAUCAUCAAUUUAUUAAUUAAAUAUUUUGUUCUAGUAUCUUAUAGUUUAACGUUUGGCAAUUGAAAAAUGUUUUUUCAGGGGGCGGGCGGGGGCUCUGACUUAUUCUGAGUAUUUGUACUUUUGAUGCCUCAAAUCUCAAAAUCUAAAACUUGAAAAAAUAAUCUGAAUAAUAAUAAUAAAUGUAAUCUAGCAUUCAAAUUGGUGUGAUUUAUUCAGUAAAACUGAUUAACCAAACUUAAAAUUUGAAUCUGUUCUGUUCAAUCUCUAAUUUGGACAAUUUUCAUUCCUUUUUCUUGGCAUAUGAGGACUUCCGUAGAAAUCUGAACUAAAUCAUGCGUAUCUCCUGUAAAAACAGACCGUUGCUGUGUGCAGAAGCAGCUUGAUUAAUUUUAUAUUGCAGUGACAAUUCAGGACGAUUCAUUAUGCAACACUUUUACUGUGAAGGAGCUGCCAAACAGUUAUAACUGUCCUGAAACAGCAACAAUCUGUACAAAUGCUCUUCACACCUCCAGAUUUUGUGACGCCCUGUUCUUUGACUUGCCGUGCGUCUGCAUUACAGGGAAUAUUUCCAAUGUUUGAAUAAGUCGGUGUGUUCAUCGUAAUUUGCUGUAAUUUUCCUGAACCUUUGCCUUUGGACAACCUGCUGAGAAAGUGCCUGAAAUUGUUGGUUCCAGUUAAAAGGGGACAUCUUACACUCUCAAGAAAUCCAGCGAAAACAAAAAUCUGAUGAACGAUAGUAAUUUUUUUUCUUUAAAGAAAAGGCUCAGUAAUUUGCCCAAAAAGCGAAUGUUUAUUUGAGGAGUAACAGUUGUCAGCUGCGUAUUAACAUGGAUUGAAUUGGAUGUACAGUUUGCCAAUUAAUGCUGCAGAACGGAUUUGAUGACAACAAAAAUCUAAUGAAAUGUCAUUAAAUCAUUGUUUACCUUUUCAGUUAACUGUAAUACAGUUUUUUCUCCUCUGUGGUGAAUUUAAAGAUGCUAUCUCUUCAACCAAUAUCUGAUAUUAAUGCAUAUGAAAUAAAAAGAAAAACAUUUGCUUUAUUAGACAAAUACAGAUAUCGCAUUCAUAGUGAGCCUGAACUAAAAUGUGAAUAUUUUCAGCUUUUUAAAAAAAAAUCGUAAAUAGUUUAUUUUUGGCAGAUGUGGGCUUCCAUAGCCUAGCAAAGUGCUAGUGGUGUAAAUACAUGGUUUAACGCAGGGCAAUUGGUUUCUGGCUCUCAUAUAAUUCACCUCAGUUCUCUGAUGAUAUGAAAGAACUCACUCAAUGAUGUUAGGUUAAUAAAAACUGCCAAGCUUGGCACGCGAAAACACUUAGCCUCCUUAGCUACAAAUAUCUAUGAUUAGAAAUUAUUUUAUUAGCAUUUUGAACAUUAUGUCCCAUUUAUAAACUGACCAGAGUUUUGUUACUGCAACUUUAACCCAGCUUAGUAUAAAAAGUUAAAGAGGCCUGUUACCUAAUUAAAGGUAGAUUUUAGUUUUAUCUGGUUUAGCUAACAAGCUAAUGCUAAUUGCUGCUAAAACAAAGAUCUCUCAUUUCUAUAUUUUUAUCAAUUAAAAAAAUCCAUUUGUUAUUGAAAUUAUUUACAGUAGUUAUUAAAUGUGUGGGUUUUUUGUUUUUGGUUUGUUUUUUGUUUUUGUCAGUGUAUGCUAGGCUCAUGGUUCCUCCCAUUUCAAUUUUCGCGUUAUGUUAAGCUAGGCUAAAAGGAUCUUUAGGGUACAGGGUUUUUGUUUAGUUUAGGUUUUUUUGGGGGGGGGGGUUACCUGUUUUUGAAAGGCUUAAAAUCUUCAAAUGUUUUAUUCCUUAUCAAUAACAAUGAAAAUUAAACAUAACCAUGAUGAUGUUAGUAUAUCACAAAGAUGGUCAAAGCUAAAACGACAUAAAAAAACAACUUUACAGUGGCUGCUUAUAGCCUUUGUAAUGUUAGCUAUGUUGACUGGUAGCUGUUUUGAUGACACGCUGAUUAGCAGUUUCUCUGAUUUCGGUUCCCUUAAUUUCAGUCUCUGUGCUAAACUAAACUAAUUGCAGUUUGGAUUGAUACAGAUUGUCCAGCCAACAAGAUUGCACUGGAUUUUCUCAAUUCUAUUUGCAGACUGUAAAUUUCUUAGCAACAUAUGAAAGCCACAUUCCGCCACUAAAAAUUUUAAAAACAUCCCAGCGUUGAUACAAAAAUGCACUCAAGUUGUCAGCUAUAGAAAUACAAAAACAUUUAUUAAAUGUCAAGUUUUUGGGGGGGGGUUUUUGUUUGUUUUUUAGGUGACCUUUCUUUUAAAAGAAUGUCUGUAGAGAAAUUAAAACUUUCCUUCAGGGAGAUGCUCAGCUGGAUUUUACUCCAAGUCUGAGAGUUUACUGUUUAGCUUAGCAUAGCAUAAAGACUGUAAAUGACUAGCUUAGCUCUGUCCAAAGUAAAAACUACACCUGAUGAACACCUGUUUCUAAUGACUGUAAAUGAAAGACUGGAAUUAUUGCUUGUUUAACAUCUGCCUUUCUGCAAAUGCCGAACACUCAAAAAACACUCAGCUGUUACACUAACACCAGGAUCUACACCUUGUAGUCUCUAUAGAAAAAUGUGCACCUCCACAUAUUGUUCAUGCCCCAUCAGUUUGAAGUGACUUUUUUUAUACCAUAGAAGUAUUCACGCCGACACUAAAGGUCAGCUCUGCAUCCAAAUGUUUACUUUUCCUCCGUCAACCCACAAAAAAGCAGAAUCAGGUUUUAUUUAAAAAAAAAAAAAAAAA
This is a messenger RNA of Oreochromis niloticus (Nile tilapia), 7554 nucleotides long. It is a transcript of the gene xpot, whose product is annotated as exportin, tRNA (nuclear export receptor for tRNAs). NCBI's taxonomy places the organism in Eukaryota, Metazoa, Chordata, Actinopteri, Cichliformes, Cichlidae. Gene Ontology annotation, molecular function: small GTPase binding; tRNA binding. Gene Ontology annotation, biological process: tRNA re-export from nucleus. The transcript has 24 exons. The record is from RefSeq and is a predicted model, not a curated record. Bases 220 to 3135 code for a protein of 971 amino acids. Gene Ontology annotation, cellular component: nuclear pore; nuclear matrix; cytoplasm.